Messenger RNA from Diabrotica virgifera virgifera (western corn rootworm), 828 nucleotides. RefSeq lists its product as uncharacterized. The record is from RefSeq and is a predicted model, not a curated record. The coding region runs from base 1 to 828 and encodes 275 amino acids. The transcript has a single exon. Lineage: Eukaryota; Metazoa; Arthropoda; Insecta; Coleoptera; Chrysomelidae.
AUGCUAAUUUUACCGUAUCAGUAUGUAGGAGGUUCAGAGUUCGUAUUGUUUAUUCUUUUGUUUCAGUUGCCGAGAAGUCAGGAGGAAUGGAAAGACGUCAGUGAAAAGUUUGCCUCUAAGUGGAAUUUUCCUCAUACGCUUGGUGCAAUUGACGGUAAACAUGUGAGAAUAGUUAAGCCUGAGCAAAGCGGGUCUAACUAUUAUAACUACAAAAAAUCUUUCAGUGUGGUAUUGUUCGCUAUAGUCGAUGCCAAUUAUGAAAUCAUGAACGUUCACACUGGCACUAAUGGACGAGUGGCGGAUCCCACAGUUUUCCGGCAAACCAAGUUCUACGAGCUGAUGACUCAAGGAAAAUUAAAUCUUCCCUCACCCACCACGCUACCUAGUUCAACGAAAGCUACCCCUUUUGUGUUCUUAGGGGACUCUGCAUUUGCUAUCUCGACAAAGAUAAUGAAACCAUAUCCUCAUAAUCUGGCUACUUAUGAACAGAAAGUAUUUAAUUACAGGCUUUCCCGAGCUAGAAGAGUGGUACAGAAUGUGUUCGGGAUUUUGGCAUCUCGAUUCAGAUUUUACCACACCGCUUUGAACGUGUCACUGGAUAGUGUCGACGCUAUUGUGCUAGCAAGUUGUGUCCUUCACAACUUCUUUGUACGGAAUAGUGGUCGCUAUAUCAAUCAGCAAAGUUUGAUUCGUCAAAGUAUUGAAGAAGGGUCUAUAGUGCCUGGAGAAUCGUCAGGUAAUGAACUGACGCCAUUACAAGGACGUAAUCAGCCAUGGGGUACCAGUGCACGUGAAGUACGAGAGACGUUUAAAAACUAUUUUCUAUAA